AUGAUACUCUCUUCCUUUUCCAUUACUUCUUUGCUGCUUUCCUAUGUAACGAUCUUCGAGGUCGCCUGGGCAGCCGAGCCCGUCGCGGCAACAUGGUCAUCUUUGACAUUUGGACCAGAUGGCCCUUGGCCGGCAGUUGAAGUAAUUCUAGGCAACCGCCAGAAAAUAUCGAUGUAUCCAGGGCGAGAAUUCCAAAGUUUCCUCCUCACUAGCGAGUACUGUGAUAACAACAUGUCGCUCCCGUGUUAUUCUAGUCAAGCCGGACUCUACGAUAAAAAACUGACCGGCUCAACGGGCCAGAUUAAGUAUCAGGCAGGAGCGAAUUAUAUGAUGGGCCUGGAUAUCCAAGGCUCGUUAACGGCACCAUGGGUCGACACGUUGAAAUUCGGUGGCGCAACGGUGGAAAAUGUUUCCCUAGCCUUAUUGACAGGAUCGUAUACGUCAUAUCCUAAUGGUCGAUGGUACCCAUUGACUGUUGGAUGUCUUGGGAUAGGAGCGCCAGGCACAAUCAACCAGUCCUUUUCAUUAGAUAAUGGAGAGCCACUGAUCAAUGCCAGUCUCAUACCUGGAUAUUUAUCAGCGCACAACACAAUCGAAUCCAACUCUUUCAGCAUGCAUAUCGGUUCAGCUAAUCCUCCAAUGCAAGGGUCGUUCUAUUUUGGUGGGUAUGACCAAAAUCGAAUUGUUGGAGAUAUCCUCACCUAUAGCGGCGAUUAUACAAAUUUCAUAACCCUAAGAGACAUUGGCAUCAAAGUGAUUGAUGGUUCUUCGCCGUGGGUGUUUGACUCGCUAGGCGGUCUCCUUGGAUCAGACAACUUGGCAAACUCACCUGGAGGACUUAAAGUCGCUGUCGAUGGCUGUUCUCCUUACCUAACGCUUCCCAAGUCAACAUGUGAUGCGAUCGCGAAUAAUUUACCUGUAACAUACAACAAUGACCUUGGCUUAUAUUUCUGGAAUACUAACGACCCGAAAUACACUCAAGUCGUCAAUUCAGCUUCCGUGUUAGAGUUCGUAUUCCUCGCGGGAUCGAAUAUGAAAAACGUUUCCAUCUCAGUUCCAUUUCGGCAUUUAAAUCUCACAUUGACGGCACCAUUAGUUGACACGUCAACACAAUACUUUCCCUGUUAUACUGGGUCUUCGACGCUUACUCUUGGCCGUGCGUUUUUGCAAGAUGCCUUUGUUGGUGCAAAUUGGGGAACUCAAUCGUGGUGGCUUGCACAGGCUCCCGGUCCCAAUGUACCGCCACCAUCCGUGAUCCAGCUUGCAAGCGAAGAUUCCAUCACGGCGAGUUCGAAUGACUGGAAAGAGUCAUGGUCCGGGUUCUGGACAGCUCUCAGUCCUGAUGAAGCGGGUGGUUCGGCCAGUGCAAACGCUUCUAGCGGAACGGCAAGCGGAGCACCAAAUAGCGACCCGACCGGCAGUCUUUCAACAGGAGCCCAAGUCGGUAUUGGUAUAGGUGCUGGAGUUAUAGGCCUAGCAACUAUUUGUGUUAUUGCUUUUUGCUUACUACAUCGUCGUAAAGCAGCUCGCCUUAACGGAAUGGUGUCUAAGCCAACGCAUGCCGCCCAGGACAUAUUGGCACAAGAAUCCCACGCGCCUGUGAAAUUUUCAAAUUUACCCAAUACAAAUACAUUCGCAGAGUAUUCAGGACCGCCGUCGAAUACGCUCUAUAGCCAGCAGUAUAUUCAUCAACAGCAUUAUUCCUAUCCUCAACAAUACCCGCAGCCGUAUCCCGCCGAACUAUCAUCCGUCAUGUCACCAAUAGAACUCCCCGGAUCGACAAUCUACGAUCCACAACUCUUGGACGGAACUCAAGUUCACGGUUACAUGCCUUCCCAACAAACUGGUACAUUAUCUCAAACGGAACAUCCCCCGGGCCCUAAUUCGGGCCAGUCGCAAGGACACGGUCGGCACGGAAAUUUCAUAUAA
Messenger RNA from Hypoxylon fragiforme, 1929 nucleotides. Its product is annotated as acid protease. The record is from RefSeq and is a predicted model, not a curated record. The transcript has a single exon. Bases 1 to 1929 code for a protein of 642 amino acids. NCBI's taxonomy places the organism in Eukaryota, Fungi, Ascomycota, Sordariomycetes, Xylariales, Hypoxylaceae.